Papaver somniferum (opium poppy) is the source of this 390-nucleotide messenger RNA. Its product is annotated as histone H3.v1-like. NCBI's taxonomy places the organism in Eukaryota, Viridiplantae, Streptophyta, Magnoliopsida, Ranunculales, Papaveraceae. The record is from RefSeq and is a predicted model, not a curated record. The coding region runs from base 1 to 390 and encodes 129 amino acids. The transcript has 3 exons.
AUGGUCGAUCUUAGGUCUGGUUCAGUCACCAACCCAGGAUCAACACCUAACCCUAACAUUGCAAGCUCUAGUGGUACCGCUAAUACCACUCUUCUGGCGCAACCUGCCAAUAAUACUCCUCCGAAUACUGGUACUCCAGUGAUAGAUGGCGGGUCAAGGGUGAAAGAAAAUAAAUUCAAAGCAGAACCACAAAGAAAGGUGAAAAACAAGAAGGUAGUUGAGGAAGAAUCAGAAGAAUCGGAAUCAGAAUCCGAUGAAGAAGAGCAAGAACAAUCAGAUGAAGAGAAUCAAGGAUCAGAAGAAGAGGAAGUAGCAAAAGAGGGAAAACCAGAGAGAGAUCUCAAAGGCAAGUCAAGAGCAAAAGAAAAGAAAUUCAAAGCAGGUCUCUAA